Messenger RNA from Falco peregrinus (peregrine falcon), 2514 nucleotides. RefSeq names its product interferon regulatory factor 5 (gene IRF5). Lineage: Eukaryota; Metazoa; Chordata; Aves; Falconiformes; Falconidae. Bases 16 to 1806 code for a protein of 596 amino acids. The record is from RefSeq and is a predicted model, not a curated record. Gene Ontology annotation, molecular function: DNA-binding transcription factor activity, RNA polymerase II-specific; protein binding; RNA polymerase II cis-regulatory region sequence-specific DNA binding. Gene Ontology annotation, biological process: immune system process; regulation of transcription by RNA polymerase II. Gene Ontology annotation, cellular component: nucleus. The transcript has 9 exons.
CGGUGGGCGCGAGGUAUGCAAAUUUAUGGAAAACGCAUGUUAAUGAGGUGUCUGCAGUUGCUGCGGGGUAACACCCCGGGAGGUGGGGGCGAACGGAGACAGGACCCCGGAGGGCGACACACAGGGGUCACGGGUGGGGGAACAUGGGUGGGGGCCACACAGGGGUCACGGGCGGGGCACACGAGCCCCACCCCGGGCGCGGCGGGGCCGGGGCGGUCCCGGAGUGGUGGCGUGGCCGGCUCCGUCCCACGCCCCACGCCCCGGCCCCCGCCCCACGCCCCCGCCCCGCCGUGCGGAAGCGCUGGGCGGUGGCGGCGGCCUCGGAGCGCAGGUCCUGCCAUGAACCCCCCGCCUCGCCGGGUGCGGCUGAAGCCGUGGCUGGUGGCACAGGUCAACAGCCAGCGCUACCCGGGGCUGCAGUGGCUGGACGCUGAGCGGCGGCGCUUUGCCAUCCCCUGGCGCCAUGCCACCCGCCACCCCCCAGCCCCUCAGGACCACGACAACAUCUUCAAGGCCUGGGCACAGGAGACGGGCAAGUUCACGGAGGGGGUGGACGAGCCGGACCCAGCUAAGUGGAAGGCCAACCUGCGCUGCGCCCUCAACAAGAGCCGCGAGUUCCGCCUGCUCUUUGACGGCACCAAGGCCACCCCGAUCCAGCCCUACAAGGUCUACGAGCUCUGCCAGGGGCCAGCUGAUGGCGCAGAUGGAGUGGCUGAGGAUGACUAUGGCUGCGUUGGGGAGGAGGAUGUCAGCCAGCUCCAGAAGAUGACAUCUCUGAGCAUCAAAGAUACCCGGCAUGGGGGGGAUCUGCUACCCUCCUACCCCUGGCCCAAGGAGGAGCCACACUUCGGCAGCGGCUGCCCCCCAGGGCCCUUUGCACCGCCCCUCCAAGCACUGCUCCCUGCUGAGGUGGGGGACACCCAUGGGACCCCCGAACUGGCCCCUGCCACCCUAAGCGAGACGGGGCCACCCCUGGGCACGCUGGGGCCCCCGUCCACCUGCCCGAUAGCACCCAUGGAGCACAUCAUCCCCAACCUGCUCAUCAGCCCCCACAUGCUGCCAUUGACCGACCUGGAGAUCAAGUUCCAGUACCGGGGCCGUCAGGUCUGCGUCCUCACCAUCAGCAACCCCCAUGGCUGCCGCCUCUUCCACAGCAGCCUGGAGCCCACGCAGGAGCAGGUGGAGCUCUUUGGGCCACUGACACUGGAGCAGGUCCGCUUCCCUGCCACUGAUACCAUCCCCAACGAGAAGCAGCGUUUCUACACCCACCAGCUCCUGGAUGUGUUGGACCGCGGGCUCAUCCUGGAGCUGCAGGGCCAGGACAUCUACGCCAUCCGCCUCUGCCAGUGCAAGGUCUUCUGGACGGGGCCCUGUGCCACCCACAGUGCUGGCCCCAACCCCAUUGAGAGGGAGAAGAAGACCAAGCUCUUCAGCCUUGAGGGGUUUCUCAAUGGCCUCAUCCUGUUCCAGAAGGGCCAGACCAUGACCCCCCCACCCUUCGAGAUCUUCCUCUGCUUCGGCGAAGAGUGGCCGGACCAGAAACCCAAGGAGAAAAAGCUUAUCACGGUGCAGGUGGUGCCGGUGGCGGCACGGCUGCUGCUGGAGAUGUUCUCAGGAGAGCUGUCCUGGUCAGCCGACAGCAUCCCCCUGCAGAUCUCCCACCCUGACCUCAAGGACAAGAUGGUGGAGCAGUUCAAGGAGCUUCACCAGCUCUGGCAGAACCAGCAGCGGCUGCCACCGGUGCAGCCAGAGCCCAGACCCGCUGCCGGAGCCUGGGUGCUGCCACCAGGCUCCCUGCCCCAGUGAUAAGGGAACACAUAGGGACACACGGGCCACCUGUGGCACCGUCAAGCCUGUUGGAGUGGUGGAUCCCCGUUCUGUCACCCCAUGGCCGUCCAGGCCGAUGGAGCUGGGGCCACCCAGCACCAUCCCCAUCCAUGCCCCUGUCCCUCCGGAGCUACCAGUGAUGAGCACCCGCUGGGUCCCAAGGGAGGACGGCACCAUGACCACGUGCCCUGGGGAGGCUUUGCUGAGGCUGGACCGUUGGAGAAGUUGAACCUACCUCUCUGGGGCUGCCCCGUCCUCCCGUAGUGUGGGGGGGGAAACGGCAAGAAAACUGUGCCAGGAUGGGACCUGCCCCCCCGGCACUGGCACGGCUGGGGCUGCAGCUCGGCCCACCCAAACAGCAAAGCCAGGCACAGCCCUGAGAGAAGAACCAGGCCGGGACUUGGGUUUUUAAUUUAUUUUUUCAGUUUUUUGUUGUUUUUAUUGUUCUCGAGAUGGCUACACACCCCCGGAGGGAACAGCAUGCGCUCCAGCCGUGCCCGCAGGCCCCACGCCGACCCUCUCCCAGCCCCGUCCCUGCACUCGCUCGAGCUGUGUCCUCCCCGCACGCUCCAACCCUAAAAUAAACCAAAUAAAACCAACAAAAAAAUCCCCCCCAAACAUAAAACCCCCCAAACAAAAAAACAACCUAAAAAAGAAGAAAAAAAUAUAAUAUAUAUUUAAAGAGUC